Messenger RNA from Lonchura striata (white-rumped munia), 3729 nucleotides. The record is from RefSeq and is a predicted model, not a curated record. NCBI's taxonomy places the organism in Eukaryota, Metazoa, Chordata, Aves, Passeriformes, Estrildidae.
GCGAUGGGGAGCGGCGGCUGAGAGCCGCGAUCCGCCGGGGCCGCGCCGGAGCCCGCUCGCUUCGGCCAUGUAGCACCGCGGUGCCCUCCACCCGGCCGCGGUGGAGGCGGCAGCGGCCUCAUGGGCAACGCGCAGCGCAAGAGGAGCCCGGCGGGCACCAAGCCCGGCUCCUCGUGGCCCUUCGGCCGCGCCGGGAAGCCGAGGGCAGGCGCUGCCAAGGGCGAGGGCGAGAAGCGGCUGAGCGUGCAGUACACGGCGGGCGAGGAAUGUCCCGACAACGUCUUCUUCCCCAGCACGCGGCCCCCGCACCUGGAGGAGCUGCACAGCCAGGCCCAGCAGGGGCUGAAGUCCUUGCAGCACCAGGAGAAGCAGAAACAGACCAAAAGUGCCUGGGACCACGGGGACACCAGCAGCCUCCAGUCCUGUGCAUCCUCGGAGGAUGACAGCCUGUCCUUCCGGACCCAGGCAGCCUCCAGUGCCACGGACAGCACCUCUGAGGAUGCCCUCUCCAUCCGCUCCGAGAUGAUCCAGCGCAAAGGUUCCACCUUCCGACCACACGACUCCUUUCCCAAAUCCUCAGAGAGGGCUGGCAAGAAGAGGAAGGAGAGGAGGACAACAGUGCUGGGCAUCCCCCAGCACGUCCAUAAGGAGCUGGGUCUCAGGAACAGUCAUGGAGCCAAGGGUCAUCCCGAGGUGGCCGGGCGAGGGCCGGUGGGCCACGGGGACGGCCCGGCAGGGCAGCCCCUGCUGAACGGGGGGCAGGUGUCCGGCGACGCCGUCCGCAUCCCCACCAUCGACGGGAAGCUGCAGCCUCUGCCCGGGGCCGGCGGCGCCCGCGUCUGCCUGGGAGUGCUGGAGGAGGCGGAUGCAGCCCUGCAGAAGCACAUCAACAGGGUUUACUACGACGACAGCUUGGUGGGGAGGAAGACAGCGGCCAAGCUGUCGCCCAUGGUCAGGCCGAAGUCGCUGGCCGUGCCGGGCAUGACCACCUACGCCAACCCCCCGGAGAUUCUGGUCGGCCCCGUCAUGUCCAUCUCGCCCCAGGGCACCUACAUGUCCAAGAUCAUCCCCAACGCCAUCCUGCCGCCCAUGGUGGACGUGGUGGCCCUGACGAGCAGCAGCCCCUUCAGCCCCACGGGCGAGGAUGAGGUGUUCUCCCCGUCGCUGAGCGAGACCAGCAGCCUCCGCUCCGAGAGCCUGGCGGGCGCCAGCUCCCCCGAGGCCCCUCGGGGCCGCCCCGGCGUGAUGGUGGUGCUGAGGGAGCCCCAAGCUCAGGCCAAGUGGAGCUGCCCCGAUGGGUCUGAGCGCACCAUGUCCCCUUCCAGCGGCUACUCCAGCCAGAGCGGGACGCCCACGCUGCCCGCCAAGGGGUUGGGACCUCCGGCUGUGUCCCCGGGCAAGUCUCAGCCCCAGAAGCCGGACCGGGUCUGCUCCCUGCAGUCGCCGGCGCUCUCCGUGUCCUCCUCCCUGACCUCCAUCUCCUCCUCGGCCUCGGACCCGACGCCCCCCGAGGCGUUGAGCGGUCGCUCAGACCGGUUCAUCAUCCCGCCGCACCCCAAGGUUCCCGCUCCCUUCUCCCCGCCACCCACCAAGCCCCAGCAGCCCCCGGCCUCUGCUGGCCCCCUCCAGCCCUCGCCAACCCCCCCAGCGCCCAGCACUGCCGGCCAGGAGCCCUCGGCCAAGCCCAAUGGCAAGUCCCCGCCGCCGUCACCGCCGCCUGCCUACCACCCGCCUCCGCCGCCGGCCAAGAAGGUGGAGGGGAGCCCCCAAACCAGCAGCGAGACCCCCGCCGACACCACCUGGCCCCCGCCACCGCCGCCAGCCCCCGAGGAGCACGAGCUGUCCAUGGCAGACUUCCCCCCUCCGGAUGAAUCCUAUCUCUCCAGCCUGCCCGAUGCCACCUCGGCCACCGUGGACGGGCAGACGGCAACAACGAGCCCGGGGGCUGCUUCUUCAUCAUCUCAGCAGCAAGAGCCGCCCGCCGGGGUUCCACAGCCUCCGCGCCACGCCGAGCCCCUUCCCAUGGCCUCCGUGCCCCCGCCGCCGCCGCCUCUCCCUCCGCCCUCGGCCCCGGCCCUGCCGCCCCAAAUCAGCCUUAAGAAGGCGGCCAACGGCCCCCGAGUGGAGGCCAAGAAGGAGCCGGUGUCGAGGAGCAAGAGCGGCCCCGUGGCCAAGGAGGACGCCAGCCUGCCCAUCGUCACCCCGUCGCUGCUGCAGAUGGUGCGGCUGCGCUCGGUCAGCGUCGAGCCGGCGGCCGGAGCCGGGCCCGAGGAGCGUCUGGCCCCCCAAAAACCCGUCCGGCGCUCCCUGUCCACGCGGCAGCCGCCUCCUGCCCAAGAUGCGGUGCCUUCCAAGCAGCUCCACCACGCCGUGCACCUCAAGGCCGCCGCCUUGGCUGCUGGAGAGGCCGCCGAGAAGCCGCCGGGCGGCCGAGCGGCGCAGCCCGGCGCCGAGGGGCUCCCCGGGGAUGGGCAGCUGUCCCCCAGGAACAAAUCGCCCGCCUCCACCGCCAGCUUCAUCUUCGCCAAGAGCUCCAGGAGGCUGGUGAUCGAGACGGCCUCGUCGCCCGAGGCACAGGCCGACCUGAAGAGGAACUUGGUGGCCGAGCUGAUGAACGUCUCGGGCCAGCGCUCGGCAGCCCCGGCCGCCGCCGCCGCCGCCACGCAGGGCCCCGGGAAGGCGCAAGCCCAGAGGAAACCCGGCAAGAUCCCCCCUCCAGUAGCCAAGAAGCCUUCGCUUGGCUCGGGGCCGGCUCCUUCCCCGAAGGCACCGGGGGCUGAGGCGUUGGGCUCCCCGGUGCUGGAUGGGGAUGCCAAGGUGGAGGAGAGCAGGACUAAGAGCGAGCUGGUGGGGACGGAGGGCAGGAACGGCGCGGAGCCGCCGGCUCAGAGCCUCCCUGCACAAGACAGACGGGGAGAGACGGCCUGAAGGAUGACACUGCAGGACUGGAGCCUCCACGGACGGGAAUCCAAAUCUCUCAGGGACCUGGGCAGGUCAACGGACGAGUGUGGAACUGGCAACUAACUUAACACAGGAAGCAAACAGCCUUAGCCUCCACGGCCUUGAUGAUAUUUAUGCAAAAAUGGUGUUGGUUUCACUUUCCUAAGUACUACAGCUUUAUUUUGCUUUUUUUUUUUUUUUUUACUGGACUCAAGGCCCGUGCCCAGAGCCAGCACCUCCUCCCUGCCAAGCUGAUGCUUGGUGUGGGUGUGGGAGCUGAGCAGCUGCACCCAGAGGAGUUUGGGGGCCAAAGACACCGGAGCUGGAGCCACCACUGCCGGCCAGAAAGGACCACGAGGAAUGGAAGCACUUUGGACAAGGGAAUGGGAAGGCUUUGGCCACGACAGUGCCUGGGGGAUGCAAACAGGAACGGGAGGGGAUGGAGGUGCUGGCUGGGAAGGGAUCAGGGCUUUGGUUCUUGAUGGAAAGGCAAGAGGGGCUCGUGGCCAGCACUGGCUCCGGCCACUCGCCACUGCCCAGCAAGAGGAAGGGCCUGGCUGCCCCUCGAGCUGGCCCUGGGCUCUGGGGUAGAGCCUUGAUUCUCUUUCUGUAAACUCGGGUCACAUUUUGAUUUCUUUGAUUGUAAAAAAAAACCAAAACCUUAAACAAAAACCAAACAAAGCAACAAACCCAACCAAACCAAACCAAACCAAACCAAAAGCAACUGACCCUCUGCCGCUGAGUAGCUGCUCAGAGCUCUGUACCUGGCUGGUAAAAAUGAUGACCGAA